AUGACGGUCACAGUCAGCCAUAACAAACAUGCCCACCAAAGCCUGACACUCCCCCUGGCAGAUCAACUCCGCGCCGACUUUUGGGAUCAGCACCGCAGGGAAAUGCAGCUCCUCGCCGCGUACAAAAUAGCCUUCAAAGCGUGGUACCUCUUCACCACCACCGACUCCAACCAGACCAAACCCGACUACAGCUCCACCUCGGAGCAUCUCAAGACGUCGGCCAUCACAGCCCAAGUUGCCUGGAGCGAGCAACACAUCUCUCUCAAGAACUGGAAAGCCGCCAACCCAGCCGUGGGCCCCAUCAUCGCCAACAUGCAGACGGAUGCCAACGCCAUCAAGGCCGGCGAGAAGCAGGAUGCCGAGCGCGACGACUUCAUCAAGGAGCUGACCGGCAAGUCGGAGGCGUACUGGCAACGGGAGAUAGCCAAGUACGACAAAUUCAGCUACCUGAUCAAGCAGUCCCGCGAGCGCGAGAUGUGGCGCGCCAGAGUGGAGGCGCUCGUCAAUUCUCAGGCUAUCAUCGAGGAGGGAGCCUGCCGCCAGGUUGCUGCUGCUGUUGAGGAGCAGCGGGUUGCUGCUGCUAAGGACGAGCGCGAGAGGGCUGAGGCUGAGGCUCGGGCUCAGGUUGCGGCUGCUGAGCGUGAAAAAACGGAGUCCGAGGCCGAAGAGCAGCGCAAGGCGGCCGAAGCCAAGGCUGCCGAGGAGAUGAGACUCCACGAGGAGCUUGUUGUUGCCAUGGCAGCUCAGGCCGCUGAAGAUGAGAGGAUGAAAGAAGAGGCGCGCGCUGCCGAGGCCCAACGUGAGGCUCAACGCCUGGCCGAUCAGAAGCUCAUCUGUGAGGCGCUGGGGAUUCCGGAGGACCCUCAGCUGCACAACUCUGUGAUGUGUGAUUUGGACGGCAACCUCAUUGAUGGCGUGGCCGCCGCAGAAGCAGCAGUCUUCCCCAACAACACCAACUCCGGCAUUGCCGGAGCCUCCCAGAUGCACUCGAGCAAUGCUCAAGAUAAUGACUUCCAAUUCCCGGAUUACAUGCACCUGCAAUCCAACGGACCUCUCGAUUUCAAUACCAUCUUCGCCGAACAGGACAUGCUUCUGGCCGGCGGCCAGCCUGAGAUGAAUUUCUCCACCCCGGGGUUCCCGGCUGCAGCAUUCGACGAGCAGUUUGACUUUUCGGAGUUACCGCUUGCUCAGAGUCAGACGGGUAUGAGGGGUGAUAGCCUAAUCGGCGAUGCCAUGGCUCAACACUUCUUCUCGGGCGACGUCCAGGCGCAGCUCCCGUCCAUCUCCGAAGUCAUGUCGGCGACCGCUGCUAUGGCGAGCCAGCCGGAGCCAGCGAGCAGCAUCGUCACCGCCGAAACCCCGACAGGCAAGAAGAAGGCCCCUGCCCGCAAGAAGAAGACGCCAGCUAAGGAGAAGACACCGGCCAAGGAGAAGACACCGGCUAAAAAGAAGGCCACGGCGAAGGAGAAGGUCGCAGCCAAAGCCCAGCCGAUUUCUGACCAGGCCCAGCAACAGACCACUGAACCUUCAUUUGGCCUUGACCAAGUCAUGGAGUCCGACCCUUUUGUUUGCUCGGCUACUUCCCAACAGUCCCCCAAGAAUGGCCAAGGCAUGUUCAAUGUCGGCAUGCCGGCCAUGGGACAGACACGCGGCCAUGUCGAUAUCUCGACGUCGCAGACCGGUCAGAUGUCCAACAUGAGCCAGAUGCCCAACAUGAACCAGAUGUCCGAGAUCGACCAGCUGCCCAUGAACCAGCUGUCCAGCAUGAACCAGUUGCCCAACAUGGAUCAGAUGUCCGGCAUGGGUUAUAGUUCCGGCAUGAACCAGAUGUUCUCUACUAAUGUCAGCAUCGCUGCCCAGCAAACAACGCAGACACCGACGGCGAUCCAGGCCGCUUUUACGGCAGUUGGUGCCGUUCCGCAGCCUAAGGCGGUACGGAUGCCGACCAAAGAGAAGACCUUGUCCGAAACGCUUCGUACUGUGAUGCAGAAACCCAAGCAGGCGCCCUCGAGCUACACCAUGUUUAUUAAGCACGCGUCUCAGCCGUCCACCCCGGGUUCUCUGCCUCAGAUGCGGACUCCGUCUUCAGCCCACGUCUCGACUCAAGCUGUAGCGACUCCAUCGUCGGAGAACAAGCGCAAGGCAUCCAUCGGCCAGGGCAUAAAAACUCCCACCAAGCGUCGCCAGAGUGUGAACCAACAGGGCGCUGUUAUCCCCAUUGCCCAGCCGCCCCCUGUACCGGCCACCCCCCAAGACCAGCAGAACUCUACUCAAAACAACCAGACGACUGCUCAAAACAACCAAACCCCUACUCAGGCCUUCAAGACCCCUCAGCAGAUUCCCAUCGACCCUGCCCUCCACUUUAAUAUCUCGCCCCCCAGUGGCGGGAUGAAGUUCGGUACGGCAAUCAAGGCCGGUAUCUGUACCGCCAUCGCACACGUAGUCAAGGAGGCCAGCGCUGGUGCUGUAUUUGCACAGCCGCUGCUGGACGGUCCGAUCGAAGACUUCCGGUCCGAACUUGGCAGCCAUCUCAAGCAGGUCAUCAAAGCCCACGUCGUCGCGGUGAAUGCGACAGACCCGCAAGACGACCAACAGGCCUUCCUCAAGGGCGCCUUCAAAUUUCUCCAGGGAAUCCUCCAGGAGAUCGAGCGGCGCGGUUGCGUCUUCAAGAAGGCUCUACUUUCGGGCCCGGUCAGCGGUUCUGAUUUGAUCCCUGCGAGAAGGGGCAUGGCAGCCGUGUACCGGGCCAUCAUGGCUGAGUACAGGUCUCCCCCGAGGUUCGACGGUGGUUCCGCCCAAGUGGCUAAGGUCCAAGAUACGCCUACCCGACAGCCUACUGCCCAUGCCCGUGUCUCGAGCCAGAGCAGCACGGCCAACGGAUUCGCUUCGGCGGGCAGCCCUCAUCUCCCGGGCUAUGCCACUGCCCCGGGCACUCCUGGCCCGACUAGCUCACCCCGGAUAAACGGCCACACGUCCUCGUCUCCCAUGCAGCCCUUCCCGGCGCUGUCGCCGGUGGAGAGCAGCUACCCGUCCCCCGUGCACAACUAUCCCCCGCCGCCGUCGCCUAUGGACGGGUACGCCACCACCACAACGAGCUACCCGCAGCACGCCGCCACGCAAGCCCCGGGUACCACCAUGACCGGCGUCCCCGAACCGACCAACUACUACCCGGCACAAGCGCAGCAGCAGCAGGAGCAGCAGCAGCAGCCCGAGGAACAGAAGCCCGAGCCCAAGCCCAAGAAGACGCCGGCCCGACGCAAGUCGCGCGCCCGCAAGGCCUCCGCCGCCCCGGUUACCCCCCAACCCGAGGUCGUUAACAACAACAACAACAACAACAACCUUGCCAACACCCCGACUCCCCACCCAACCACCACCACCUCCCCCCCCAACACCAAACAAUGCAUCCCCCGCCUCUACUACCGCUUCACCGACGGCGCCUUCUACAUGCAGCUGCGCAACGAAGCCACCGGCGUCGAGUCGCACCACCGCAUGGGGCGGGGCACGACGGCGGCCGAAACGGCGCUGGGCCGCUUCGUGGCGGCCGCGCGCGCCGCCGGGUUUGAGACGUAUCCGGCGGGGUUUGUUUUUCGGUUGUGGAGGGGUGUGGAGAGGGAAAUUUGGAGGGAUUUGAGGGAGGUGGUUGGGGAGGGGGGUGCUGGUGGUGGUGGUGGUGGUGAGGGGGGGGAAGGGGUUGUUGGGUUGGGUGCCGUUGUGGUUGGGGGUGGGGGGGGUGGGUGA
Messenger RNA from Chaetomium globosum CBS 148.51, 3738 nucleotides. RefSeq lists its product as uncharacterized. NCBI's taxonomy places the organism in Eukaryota, Fungi, Ascomycota, Sordariomycetes, Sordariales, Chaetomiaceae. The transcript is spliced from 2 exons. The record is from RefSeq and is a predicted model, not a curated record. Bases 1 to 3738 code for a protein of 1245 amino acids.